Messenger RNA from Cadophora gregata, 5955 nucleotides. RefSeq lists its product as uncharacterized. Gene Ontology annotation, cellular component: nuclear pore inner ring. Gene Ontology annotation, molecular function: structural constituent of nuclear pore. Gene Ontology annotation, biological process: protein import into nucleus; RNA export from nucleus. Bases 97 to 5772 code for a protein of 1891 amino acids. NCBI's taxonomy places the organism in Eukaryota, Fungi, Ascomycota, Leotiomycetes, Helotiales, Ploettnerulaceae. The record is from RefSeq and is a predicted model, not a curated record. The transcript has 4 exons.
CGAGCCAGAGCCUCGCGCCUUGCCUUGCUGUAGAGCUAUUUCUGCUCCACGCAAAACAGCAACGCACAUUCUGGCUUGCAGCAGAGCUGGGCAGCAAUGGCACCGAUUCUUGCGUCCAGCUAUUUCCCUCCCUUGGACAAAUGUCUGGGUGGCGAGGAGCUCCUGGUCUCCUGGAAGUCGGUUCUUUCUGCUAUAACAAGCACAUCAGAUAUUGGAGAUGAUCAAACAAUUUUUCUCACGAGCUUCUUGACAAACGAUCAGGUUCUAGAGCUUCUAGAAAAUCCCUACGCCGCGUACCCUCCCCCGUCUGCAGAUACCAAAAAUGCCUUCGACACGAAAACCUCCGCGAUCAACGUCACUCCUUCCUCAAAUGCGCAGUACGACAUCAAAGAAAUCAAGGACGAUGCGUUAUGGCUCAGCAAGGCUGCAAACAUUAACGAAGUCUCUGCGCUUAGAAUAGUAGUGGAGGAGUGUCAAUCGCGGCCCGCCGCUCAAUUGCUUGGACCGUUCUCAGAGGAAGAAUUGGCAAGCAUACGAGAUGCUGCAGGCAACAACAGAUAUUCGAGUUCGAUCCCAGUCGGAUUGAUGUCGCAAGGAGCCGAACCGCAGCAGACACAGAAAGAAUUUAGUCUUCAGGAAAGCCGGCGCAAGCGCAUUCUCAGGACAUACCUUUCCGAAAGGAGACAUCUCUUGAAGUGCUCUGAAAGGAUUUUCCAUCAAGUAUUUCUAGGCUAUGGUCUUGCAGAAGAAAGCAGAGGCAAUGGUUCAGAUUUCGCCAUUGCGCCGAUCUGGCUACAGGAUUUCGGAAUGGGCACAUUCACCAAAAAACUCAAUGCAGACCAGUUCCCCGGUCCUGAUGAAAUCUUGAAUAGGUGCAUUGGAGGUGUAACAAACAAUAUGAAGAAUCUCAUGGCCGGAAGUGGCUGGUUCAGUGAUGAUGGCGGGAGAGAGGAUAUCGAAAUUGAAUGGACGCGGAGCCAGAUUACCGAGGCAAUACAUUCGAUGGAACUCAUGUGGCAGUUUCUACAGAAUUACUGCCAUGAGUCUUGCUCUUCAGAAACUGUCCUGGCCUGGUUUCAUCUUCAGCAAGACUACAGCUUUUUCAACAGCUUUGAUUUGGAAGAAGAGUCAGUUCAGAUGCUGUUCGUUGCUCUGCAGUCUAUUUCGGGAAUUCUUUCUCUAUCAGUACUAGGUCUGGACGCUGCUGUGGGGUAUUUGAGCGAUCCGCUGCUAUCAGAGGUAGCACUCAGCGCACCAGGUCGCGAAAUUUACUUGCGAAACCCUCAAACGAUGAUCGAUAUCACGAAUAUCUUAGUUCAGGCUGCGGAUAAUCGUCUUCACUCUGCAAGCCCUGCUAUUCUUGCCUGGAGUAUCAAUCUUCAAACGAUGACCGACCGCAUGCUUGCUCAAGAAGCAGCAGAAUAUCAUCCAGACGAACGAGCAUCAUCCGUCGAUACGAAUCUUACACUAGGGCCUGAUCCGUACAAAGAAGCCUUGGAGCAAAUAAACGAUAUCCUUGAAGAGGACGUCAUCGACUAUCUUGCUCGUAGUGCUAUUGAUUCAUGCCAAGUCUUUGAUGUUCUUUCAUCACUGGCAUCACAACUUGGCAACACCACGAGUGCGAUUUUCUCGAACUUCGUCGGCGCUGAAAUGCGCGGGAGUAUUCUGAGUCUCAUUCGAUAUAGUGCACGUGUCGGGUAUAAUGCUGAGAUCGUGGGUGCCGCUGUCAUGGCUUUGACUAGCGGGCAAGACUAUUGGGACCUCCGUGACUCGGAUCACAUUUUGGAGAGUGUUGAUCCAGUUGCGAAGUUCUGGAAUGAUCAAGCUUUGAAAGGCGUGCUCUUACAGAACGCUGUCUGGAGAUACCCUUUCGAGUCGAUGCCGUUGUUACAGUUGAUUAGAGCGCUGGCGUAUCGGUCAUCGACGCCACAACAGGAAGCCCAAAAGGGAAAUGACUCAGUGACGGAAGUAGUGCAAGAGAACGACGCCGAGAUUUAUGACCCGAAAACAAUUGCAGAUAUUCUUGACGCCAUGCCAUUCUUCACAUAUGCUCUCCCGCCGAAUUUCGUGGAUUACGAAACAACACAAGAAGAGGAGAAUAAUAAUAAUAUAAGACUCACUAAGGGGAUCCAUCUAUUUGUCCCUCGGUCUUACACUUUGAGAAGCCUCUCAAGCCAAUCUUCGUCGUUGGUGUCUCAGGAUUCCGAUUUCUACAUCCCGGCGGGAACCAUUGGACGAAUUGUUUCCGAAUCAGAUCCCAAGGUAGCAUAUUGGUAUCAUCAGUACUCUGGAUUUGCAUAUCUAGGAAAGUUGCUUGAAACCUUCCUUGCGGCGAGCGAUCUUGUCGAUGUUACUACCGGACAACCUGCCGAUCGGGAAUCUGUGAGCGAGAUAAUUGAGAUAUUUGCAGUACUUGUUUCAACCCCCAAGUCGAGAUUGCCGUCUUUCGAGGCAGCCACGGAAAUUUUCGAGAAAGCAAGCUCAGGUUUGAGUCAUGAACGGGAUAUUAUUGGUGUUAUAUUCGACAUUUUCCAGGAAGAGCUGCAGAAUCAAUCCGCAAGCUUUGGAGCCGAAGUUCCAUUGGACAUCCUGGUCAGUUGUGUACACUUUAUCCACGCACUGAUUCCGCUAUACCCUGCACGGGUGUGGCCCCUCCUUACUCAUAGUGGCCUCCUUGAUCUGGGUAGAGGCAGUGGGAAAUUGCCUGUUAUCGUUGAAGGUGUUGAACUCGUUUCAGGGAAAUAUAAUCUCCUCGUAUCUUGCUGUCGCUUGUUCGACUCCCUAGUUGAAGAUUACGCCACCAAUGCGAUUAGAAGGAGAAGCAAUAUCCUACCGUCCAAAUUCAGGCUUGCGAGCAGCCGCCACCAAUCAUCUCGCGAUAUAUCCACCGGAAUACCAGAAAGUACCGCCUCAACUAUUAUCUUCUCAUUCGUUCGAUAUUUUGUCGAGGUCCUGGAGAGCUCACGAACGUGGAAAUAUGAUCUGCAAGAUGAUCGCCGGCGGAUAGGCAAGAUUAUCGGAACUUCAUUCAAUAAAAUACUGAAAUACGCUUUUGGCAUUGAAGCGCCGGUGGAGCUCGAGGCUGCAGAGACCCAGGAUGUGGCCAACUUUGGAAAGUCUUUAGUCCCUUUUUCACCAAUGACAGAGCAAAAUGGGGAAAUGCGAGAUGAUAGGCGGACCAAGGUCAUGGAAGGCUUGAUGCUCGGCGCCUCGCAUAUCAUCGAGAGUUUCCUGUCGGCGUCAUCGGGAACUCUGAGGUUCCAGCCGCUCCUACGGUCAUAUUUCGAUGGUUUGGAAACUCCAGAAACCACUGUGUAUCUGAAUCUGCUCGAACUAUGGACGAGUCAUGUUGGGUCGAUACUCUCCCUCUCGCAAUCAUUACUCCGAGUCAAAACAAUGCUUGGGCUGCUGCCCUCUCAACUCGAGGCCCAAAUUUUCAAAUCUUCAUCGCUCAUUGCGCGCCUCUAUGCCGCUCACGAUAUGUAUAAGACCAAUGUGGUUGGUCUCUUCGAGGCUCUCAUUGUCACUGCGUCGAGUGAUGAAGCUUAUGAGCCUCCUUCUCUGCUUGGACACCUCGGCCCACAUACUGCCAGGAACUUCCUCCAUUGCCUCUCAGAUCUUGACAAGCCGCUGUCGAGGCAAGCAAAUAUCACUACAAUAUGGCAUUUCUUAUCUAUGGUCAUGAAUAGCCGGCAACAAUGGUUCGCUAACUACCUGCUUACUGGAAAGACCCCAAGAGACGCCAUGAAGGUGAAGUCUGGCGCGAAAGAAUUGGUGGCUUUGGAUACAUCGCUCCUCUCCACAGCUCUCGAUGCACUCUCCAGAAUUAAUGAGCUGCCGCAGCCCGCAUCACUUGCAAUGCUCGAAUUUGUUGCGCUGGCUCAAAAUUAUUGGCCAUGGACAGUCUGCAAUUCACCACAAUAUAAAGCCUUCAUCGAUUCGAUGCAGGAGUUUGUGGGAAGGUUGAAGCCACUCGGACAAUCAAAAGAUCAGAUCCAAAGUCUCAUAGAGGACUGCUAUCAGACUCGCAUCGCGGCGUUUGUUGCAGAAAUUUUGGCUAUGCAUCUCUUCCACUCACGCCAGACGGGGGCUUCUGUGCAGCUGAAGUCUUUAAUCACAAAUCUCUCAUACUUCAAGAGAUUUGCGGCGGCUGUCCCGGAUUACAAACAGUCUCUCCACAGCCUAUUGAAGAAGAAUUUUGAAGCAAGAUUUCCAGGAUCCACUAUAGGGGAUUUGAAGCGGAGCCCUUUGGCAAGCCGUCAACUUGGCACUGGAUACUUCUACGAUACCUCGCUUGCCGAUCAAAUGUUAUCACUUGACCAGGGGUGGUAUGGAGUAAAGGGAAACGGACUUCGUGAGGAUGUCUACAGAGCUAACGUCAACCUGUCGCUCGUCGAUGCUCAAAUUGCACUGUUCCAUAGCUGGAAAUAUCUGUCCAUCGAGCUAAGUAGUAAUGUCGCUGCUGAGCCGGAGGUGCAAACAUUGCUGUCAGCAGUUGUGACCAACUGCUUAGUAGCAAAUGGGCAAAGUCAGCCUCCUGAAGAGAUCUUCUCGACACUAUCCCAAACCCGUGCAGACUUUGCGCUUGUUUUAGGUCAACGUUUGGUUCAAGCAAAGUCUUCCAUUCCUGACAUGCAGCGACUUCUGCCUACUGUCUGGAAGACAAUUGAGAACCUUCGGGGGUCCUUCGACAAGCCACUCCUUGUCGACGAUGUGCUCUAUUACAGGUCAUUACUGAAGCUGCUCUUCCUAGCAAUACGUGUCCAUGCCGAGUCACCAUCUCAAAACGAAAACCUUGGAGCAUCAACACGAGCUAGUCAAUCUGCAGCCAUACCGACUAUCCUUAGCAUUUUGGAACAUGUCGUUGCGAAAGGUCUUCGUGAGCUUGCUACAUCUAUCCAUGAUUCUCCAGCGGAGUCUUCACCAGAAGAUCUUGCACUUAUCACUGGUAUCCUACAGUCAUGUCUACGUAUUCCUGGGAUCGAGCUUAACCAUGGACAAAUUGUGGUAAUGAUGGUCAAUAGCUCAGCACCACUCUUAGCUGUCAAGCUCUUCUCCUGGGCGGAAACUCUCACCAUAGAUGGUGAUCCAAUUUAUGGAGAGCUGAGCAUUCUUUUCCUUCUCGAGCUGUCUAGUAUGCCUCCAAUGGCGGAACAAUUAGCAGUCAGUGGUAUUCUGAGCCAGAUCUACUCCGCCGGCAUCAUAUCAUAUUUCCGACGUCCUGGUGUAAGUCCCUUUGCUGAAACCGCUGGGCUUCAACGCUGUUACAGCAUUUGGGCUCGUGGCAUCUUACCAUUACUUCUCAACCUCCUCGACGCUGUUCAGUCAUCCAUUGCGAUCGAAGUCGCUCAAUUUCUCAACCAGUUCCCUCUCAUGCUCGGACACAGCGAGCAAGCCUUUGACGCCCCAGAAACAGAUCGCAUCAUUCCAAAGGGGCAGACUAAGUACAUCACCGCCACCAUCUGCUCCGAGGUCCACUCGAUGUCAUUACUGGUAUACAUCCUCACUGGUUUCAGGGAAGCCUUGGUCUCUACGAUGGACAUCCCAGAUGUCAAAUGGGACGCAGCCGGCGUAUUAGAGAAUGUACUGUUCUGGCUACAACCAGGCUCUAGUUCUCUCCUGAGAAGCCGCAUCUUACCUAUGGGUGAGAGGGAGGUAGAAGACGUGCGGAAAUCAAAGAGUGCAGGAAAGACAGUCAGCACACUAGAAGUUAAAAUCGUGGCGGAGUUGAGAGGCAUUCGGGAUGUGCUUGGCAGUGUGGAUAACUCGUAAUCAACGGAGAUGGAGAUGCAGGUGAAAAAGGGGCAUUCAUGGCGUUUCGGUUUGGGCCUUAGAAAAGAUGACACCGGAUGGUAAUUGGUUAUAUGAAGGUUGCAAGGUGUUGAGAUUAGUCGGCAUGCGUACGUGCAUGUAUGGUAGAUACCAGGCAAAUAAAAUAAGACCGCUUUUACAGAC